Molecule: messenger RNA, 6011 nt
Organism: Myxocyprinus asiaticus (Chinese sucker)
Lineage: Eukaryota; Metazoa; Chordata; Actinopteri; Cypriniformes; Catostomidae
Product: GAS2-like protein 3
Exons: 9
Coding region: 256-2070 (604 amino acids)
Biological process (GO): actin crosslink formation
Cellular component (GO): actin filament
Molecular function (GO): cytoskeletal adaptor activity; actin filament binding; microtubule binding
Source: RefSeq, a predicted model, not a curated record
UGUUUCCUCUCUCUCUCUCUCUGUCAUAUGUUCUGUCAACGAGUCGUGAGUGGGUCUGCAGAAGUGUGUGUUGGGAUUUACUGUGUUGAGGUGUGUGUUGUGCUGGACUCAGAUUUGUACGUCUAGUGGCACCUGGACUCUUGUGUGUGUUUCUCAGGAAAUAUCUUGAGCGUCUGAGCCUGUGGAUGUCUGCUGAGCUGGAGUGUUUUAUCUGUCUGUCUCUCAGGAUGUGGAGGUGAAUCUUUCUUGACUUUAAUGAUGGCGCUUCAGGCUGGUCUGCAGGCUUGGUUUGGCGAGAAGUUUGAUACCCCGUUACAGAUUCCUCGCUGCCCGCGGGCUCCACGGCCCGGUCCGGGUCUGGCUGAUGUGUUCCAGUAUGAUCAGUGGUUGGCGGUGCGGCACGAGGCCACACUGGUGCCCAUGCAGGAGGACCUCGCCAUCUGGCUCAGUGGCAUGCUGGGCGAGGAAGUCCGAGUCGAACGCUUCAUGGAGGAGUUGGAUAACGGUGUCAGACUUUGUCGUCUGGUUGGAAUUCUGCAGAGCAAAAUCCCGCAGGACUCCGACCAAACACCGCUGUCCUCAAAGAAGAUUCAGUUCAAGAGAAACGCCUCCCCUGGAUCGUUUUUCGCUCGUGACAACACUGCAAAUUUUCUGUCCUGGUGUCGUCAAAUAGGAGUGGACGAGACGUAUCUGUUUGAGUCUGAGGGUUUGGUCCUGCAUAAGAACCCUCGGCAGGUGUGUUUGUGUCUGCUGGAGAUCGGACGCAUCGUCUCCAGGUAUGGGGUGGAGCCUCCGGUUUUGGUUCAACUGGAGAAGGAAAUUGAACUGGAAGAAAGUCUAAUGAUGACUGAUGACUCCGCUCCAGGCAAAACAUUCACUGUGUGCUGUCAGCACGGUGCCCUGUACCACACUGAUCGUGGGGACCAGGACGACUCUCCCUGCAACUGUUCACAGAGGUUUUCCAUUGAGUAUUUGUCUGAGGGUCGCUACAGACUGGGAGACAAGAUCCUGUUCAUCAGGAUGCUCCAUGGAAAGCACGUGAUGGUGCGUGUUGGUGGCGGUUGGGACACUCUGAAAGGGUUUCUGCUGAAAUACGACCCUGACCGUGUGCUGCAGUUUACCACUCUAGAGCAGAAGAUUUUAGCCUAUCAGAAAGGCCCAUCCAGCCCAGGCCCCGCCCUCAGCACACAGACCGCCCAGCUGCCCACGAUGGACCCCAUUGCCGCCGUUAACCUCCUCCCAGAGUCCUCCUCUUCCUCUUCCUCCUCCACAACCUCUUUGUCCAAACCCAACACGCCCGCUUCGGGCCACGGCACACCCCGCGGCUACUCCCAGUCACCUGCUUCCACACCCUCCCUGCCCCGGAAGGCUACAGCACCCAAAAAGACCCUUCAAAUGCCCAUUGCCUCCCACAAAACCACCCCACUUUCCUCACCAGUCCCAAAAAGAAGCCCCUUGACCCAGCCAGGCCUGAGCGGGGUAACUCAGAAGGCCCCCGCCCCCGCCCCAUCCAAAUCCAAACUACGCCCGCGUGGAUCGCCCAAUCAGCCCCGCAGUCCGGUCUGCUCCGAACCCACCUGCAAACUACCCAAACCUUCAGCCUUGCCCUGUGCCCAGCUUCCCCAAAGACCUUCGCAGCGUGAUGACCGCCCGCCUCCCGGGCCUGCACGCUCGCGAAUCGCGCAGCGACGCCCCCCGUCCCCUGCCUCCAGCUUACACUUAGAGUCCAGGAAAGCCCGCCCUGUUUCUCCUCAUUUGGCAGGAAUAGCGAGGGCUCCGAACAACCCAAAACAGACGAUAGUUUCCCCAAGAGCGCCCAUCCCUCUCACGAAAACCUCGGUGACCUGUAAGAGUAAACCUGUCGAGCAGAGCAGAGGUUGCGCAGCACGAACUGUUGCACCCAUCAGUGCUAAAACGGCUCCUCUCAGGAAACCUCUGGCCAGCAGUAACCCGCCCAAAGACAGUCCCACAACAGCCAGACCAGCACCUAACGGCGCCACACGGACUAAACCAAGCAAACGCGAAGAGCCCUACUUUGAGAUGAACAAUAAGAGGCGGCUAAAAAACUGAGCAUGCUGGGAAAUGUAGUCUGGUGGCGGCUUUUUUUAACUGCAACAGCAGCACUGUGUCACUGUGUAUACUUCAGCUUUCCACAUGCCUGAACGACUCGCGUAGCGCGAGUGAUUCAGCACAGUACGCGUGGACUGUCCGCGCAGAGCCUAUUUUUCUGCAUGUGUGGACAGUCCGCGUCUUUUUGCUCAUCGUUGGGACCUGUUGUUAACCGUGCGUAAAGAGUAUCACAAAGCAGUCGUAGUAUGCAAAGUAUAUUUUGAAAGGCUAAGCGUUCUACCAUGCGCAAGACAGAACGGCACGUGGAAAAACUGUACGUUAGCAUUUAAUCGGAGGGUGCCAUAUUUAAUGCGAUACGGAUAAAAACGAGGCUGUAAAAGAAGAAUAGUCCGUUUGAUUUCAGUUGGACUGUUACAUUUUGUGGUGCUGAUCGAUCAAGUCAACAAAACAUAAAAAAUGCGUCUAAAGACGCACAAACUGUCUAUCGCUUACAGCGGGGCUCUUCAGCUACUUUAUUGCGGGGGCCAGAUUAUCCAUAUGAAAACUUGGUGGGGGUCAGAUUUUUCAUCCUUCAUAUGUUCUGGCUGAAGAAUAAACAUGACUUGUACUUUUUUUUUUUUUUUUUUUUCCAAUUUGGAAUGCCCAAUUCCCUAUGCGCUUUUAUCCGGGUGGUGGAGGACGAAUCCCAGCUGCCUCCGCGUCUGAGACCGCCAACCCGCGCAUCUUAUCACGUGGCUUGUUGCCACGGAGACACGGCACGUGUGGAGGCUUCACGCCAUCCACCGCGGCAUCCACACACAACUCACCACACGCCCCACCGAGAACGAACCACAUUAUAGCGACCACGAGGAGGUUUCCUCAUGUGACUCUACCCUCCCUAGCAACCGGGCCAAUUUGGUUGCUUAGGAGACCUGGCUGGAGUCACUCAGCACACCCUGGGAUUCAAACUAGCGAACUCCAGGGGUGGUAGCCAGCGUCAAUACUCGCUGAGAUACCCAGGCCCCAUGGCUUGUAUUCUUAAAUAUCAAAUAAUUUUUGAUCAACUUUACUUUGAAAAAACAAAACAUAAUAAUCAAUUUUAACAUUUUAGGGCUGUUUGACACUUCAAGAAUAGUGAAUGAAAGCCAACUUUUCAGCGAAUUUUCUUUUAACGUUCAGUUUUCAUAAUCGAUUUCUCUUUUGUUGCCUAAUGUGCAUAUGACAACAUUUCUGUCACAACUGCGGUGAUCAUUUUUUACAUCUGUAGAUUUUAUUUUUUUUAUUUUAUCCCCUUUUCUCCCAAUUUGGAAUGCCCAAUUCCCACUACUUAGUAGUUCCUCGUGGUGGCGCGGUUACUCACCUCAAUCCGGGUGGUGGAGGACAAGUCUCAGUUGCCUCCGCUUCUGAGACCGUCAAUCCGUGCAUCUUGUCACGUGGCUCGUUGUGCAUGUGGAGGCCCAUGCUACUCUCCACGAUCCACGCACAACUUACCACACGCCCCAUUGAGAGCGAGAACCACUAAUCACGACCACGAGGAGGUUACCCCAUGUGACUCUACCCUCCCUAGCAACCGGGCCAAUUUGGUUGCUUAGGAGACCUGGCUGGUGUCACUCAGCACGCCCUGGAUUCAAACUCGCAAGUGUGAUAGUCAGCGUCAAUACUCGCUGAGAUACCCAGACCCUACAUCUGUAGAUUUGACCGCACUCUACACAACUAAGCAAUUUUAUAUAAAUACAUUUGAUUGAAAAAGACGCUAUCAAAUGCUCCCCUAAACGGUGCAAUCCAUGUUUAGCAAAGCAGUGUAACUAAACUAUCGCCAGCCUCCGGUUUGCACAACUGAUGACGGCUGAAUGCUGUUGCACACGCCAUUGAGCGUUGUUAAACUCACCGCUAAUUGCUGAGGCUUGCGCCUACGAACACUGAGUUUUGCACAGAGAGCACUCUGGUAUUUCAGAUGUCGAGACAAUUUGAUAAAAAAAUCAGUCGGAGGGCCAGACAAAGAUGAUCGGAUUUGGCCCACCAGUUGACUAGCCCUGACUUACAGCCUCGUUUUCAUUCACGUUAAAUAAGCAUGCCGUCUACCCUGACUGAGAUCCAUAAACUAUUCUGUUUCCUUGCAUCUGUCAAAACUUAAUUAUACUCAGGCUUUUAUUUGUGCCAUACUAAAAUCAUCAGGAUAUGCCUUUGAUUCAUUCUACCAGGAAUUAACAUACUGUAUGCAUUGUAAACACAGUUUCAUUUCUUCUUUAGCUACUGUAAUUAUCAUUAUUUUAGCUAAGGGAUUAGAAAGCCUUUUUUUAUAUUUAGGUAGUUUAAAUUUAAUCAGAAAUGAUUAUGCACAAACUCUUAACAUCAUGUGUGUUUAAUAUCCGUUACAAUAUUAUAGGUCAGUCUGUCUCCUAAUUGGGGGACACAUGGAUCAACAUUCCUGAUUAAUACCAUAGAUAAUUUUACUGCCGUAUAUUUACAUGUCUUCCUUCUGAGCUCACAAGAAAAACUGUGAGAAUGUGGUUGAUGUCAUACAGUAAGUGUGUGUGUUGGUUUAAUGUUUGUCUUUAUAUAUGAUGAUGGAGCAGAUGCACUAUCACGUGCACAGGUCUGCUGUUCUGUUCAUAUUUACACCCGAGAGCACUGAAUUACAUAAACAUAUGCAGAUACAUACAAUUCUCGCUCUCAUUGUUUUAGUUCUUAUGUGAUAUCCCAUAAUAUUUAAAGGCAUGUCUCUAUGGCAACCAAAAAGAGAUCCUGAGAGUCCUUCCUGAUCUAUUUUAGAACACGUUUUAACCAGUGGCGUAGCCAAGGGUGGGCCUCAGCCACUCUUUUUGACUUCAAAUAUAUAUUUAUAAAAUAGUUAAAAAUGCAUAGAUUGGGGGCCUGGGUAUCUCAGCGAGUAUUGACGCUGGCUAUCACCCCUGGAGUCGCGAGUUUGAAUCCAGGGCGUGCUGAGUGACUCCAGCCAGGUCUCCUCCUAAGCAACCAAAUUGGCCCGGUUGCUAGGGAGGGUAGAGUCACAUGGGGUAACCUCCUCGUGGUCGCUAUAAUGUGGUUCUCGCUCUCAGUGGGGUGUGUGGUGAGUUGUGCGUGGAUGCCGCGGAGAAUAGCAUGAAGCCUCCACACGUGCUACGUCUCCGUGGUAACGUGCUCAACAAGCCACGUGAUGAUGCGCGGAUUGAUGGUUUCAGACGCGGAGGCAACUGAGAUUCGUCCUCCGCCACCCGGAUUGAGUCACUACACCACCACGAGGACUUAGAGCGCAUUGGGAAUUGGGCGUUCCAAAUUGGGAGAAAAGGGGAGAGAUAAAAAAAUGCAUAAAUUCUGCUUUCUGAAAGUGUGAGAACUGUUUGAAUGCGCCGCCUUUUCAACUUUUCUGGAAAAGUUGGAGAAAAACCAUUUUUACUGAGGCCCACCCAAAUGUGAUUUCCUGGCUACGCCCUUAGUUUUAACUCGCUUGGAGUAUUUUUGUGUUUGUGUGCCUUAAAUUUUGUGUUUGUUGGAAUUUAUGUGGGGUUUAAUUAUCAGACAUUCGUAAACAACUUUUUAUGGCAAAGAUCAGAGCGUUAGUUUAACAUUUGUAAGUCGGUCAAGCAGCCGGCUACUUCCUUAACGCCAAACAAAUACUACUGAUUCAUUUAAAUGCUUUUAUAACACUGUCUAUGUCAAACAAUAGACUUGUGUAUUCAUAUUUUUCACUUUAUUCCAGACUUUAUAUAGAUGUAUUAUUAUUAGAAAUAGUUUUGAUAUUGAUCUUUUAAUUCUAGUUUUGUCUGUCAAACUCCAGUUGAAAGAAGUUCAUCCAGCACUUUAAAGAAAAGUUUUUGUUUGUGUCUGUGUGUGUGUGUGUGCUCUGUGUAUUCUGUCAAAUAAAGAUCUAUUCAGUGGGUACUUUGCUGAAUUUGUUGUCGACUAUUCAUUCAGGAUAUCUGAUAAGUUUUGAACUUAUUUUAUACUAAUUUUUCAGGGUA